AUGACGCAGUUCAUCGGCCACUCCAACCACCGUAUGACGGGCCAUUCCGAGUGCUACGUCGAGAUCGCACAGUUCCCGGAGGUCCUGGGAUGCAUAGAUAGCACACAUGUGCAAAUCAAGCCUCCUAAGGACCAGGAACACGUGUACCGAAACAGGAAAGGCCUCUACUCAAACAAUGUACAGGCUAUCUGCAAUGCUGAGGGUGCCAUCACGCAGCUGGCAUCAUGGUUGCCCGGAAGCACUCACGACAGCUUUGUUUGGGCAAGCUGUGACCUGCGGAGGUGCUCUGAAAGAGGGGAAUUGCCUGACGGCUGGUUGCUAGGUGACUCUGGGUAUGCCUUAGAGCCAUGGCUGCUCACCCCUCUAAGGUCUGCGGCUGGCCCAGCGGAGGAACGCUCUAAAGCAGCCCAUACCCGGACGAGGCAGGUCAUUGAGCGGACCUUUGGAAUUCUCAAGGGACGCUUCACCUGCCUGCAUCAAUCCGGGGGUGUUCUGCAGUAUAGCCCAGCAAUGUGCGCCAAAAUUAUGGUGGCAAGUGCGGUGCUGCACAACAUGUGUGUCCGGCAUGCCAUUAGCCUUGACGCUACUGAUGCUGUUUCUUCGGUGAUCGUCUUCGUGGUGCUGCACUGCCGAUUCGCUCUCUUGGACGGCGCUGAAUCACCCACACGGGGUGAAUCUGCGACUGCGCAGCCACUUCGUGCUGUGUUACUAGAAUCGGAAAAUUCACCACUGGAGAUCGCUGCUAUCGCGGCUAGCCCUAUAAACAAGCCGGCAUCGACGCCCACUCUUCACUGGCAGCAGCGGCAUCCCAUGAUCGCCAUCUAA
Messenger RNA from Rhipicephalus sanguineus (brown dog tick), 825 nucleotides. Its product is annotated as putative nuclease HARBI1. The record is from RefSeq and is a predicted model, not a curated record. Lineage: Eukaryota; Metazoa; Arthropoda; Arachnida; Ixodida; Ixodidae. The transcript is spliced from 4 exons. Bases 1 to 825 code for a protein of 274 amino acids.